Suncus etruscus (white-toothed pygmy shrew) is the source of this 2031-nucleotide messenger RNA. It is a transcript of the gene PRKCSH, whose product is annotated as protein kinase C substrate 80K-H. Gene Ontology annotation, molecular function: protein binding. NCBI's taxonomy places the organism in Eukaryota, Metazoa, Chordata, Mammalia, Eulipotyphla, Soricidae. The record is from RefSeq and is a predicted model, not a curated record. The transcript is spliced from 18 exons. Gene Ontology annotation, biological process: liver development; N-glycan processing. Bases 155 to 1741 code for a protein of 528 amino acids. Gene Ontology annotation, cellular component: glucosidase II complex.
UGGGGGGGCGCGGUGGGUAGAGUGACCUUUGCCCCGACACUGCGUGUAGGUGAUUUCUACCCGCGGGCCGGGCAACAAAGUGGGGACCCAGCGCAGCUCCCCUGCUCAGCUGCUCCCCAAAACCCGGCUUCCGGCCCCCCAAGUCCCCAGCGUGAUGUUACUGUUCCUGCUGCUGCUUCCCCUGUGCGGGGCGGUGGAGGUCAAGCGGCCUCGGGGUGUCUCCCUCACCAACCAUCACUUCUACGAUGAGUCGAGACCUUUCACAUGCCUCGAUGGCUCAGCCACGGUCCCUUUCGACCAGGUCAACGAUGACUACUGUGACUGCAAGGACGGCUCGGACGAGCCAGGCACCUCGGCCUGUGCCAAUGGCAACUUCCACUGCACCAACACUGGCUACAAGCCCCUGUAUAUCUCCUCUAGUUGGGUCAACGAUGGUGUGUGCGACUGCUGUGAUGGAACAGACGAGUACAACAGUGGGAUUAUCUGUGAGAACACCUGCAAGGAGAAGGGCCGGAAGGAGAGAGAAACCCUGCAGCACCUGGCUGAGGUCACCCGCGAGGGCUUCCGGCUGAAGAAGAUCCUGAUCGAGGAGUGGAAGAAGAAUCGAGAGGAGAAGGAGAGUAAACUCGUGGAGCUGCAGGAGCAGAAGAAGCUGCUGGUGGACCAGGUGGACACACUGCGCGCCACCAAGGAGGAGGCGGAGAAGCCAGAGAAGGAAGCCAAGGAGGAACACCGGAAGCUAUGGGAAGAGCAGCUGGCCCGGGCACAGAGGGAGCAGGAACAGGCCCGGGUGAGCUUGAUCUUCCAGGAACUGGAUGAUAACAUGGAUGAGUGGGUCUCCGUGGCUGAGCUGCAGACCCACCCGGAGCUGGACACAGAUGGGGACGGGACUUUGUCUGAGGAAGAAGCUCAGGCCCUCCUCGGCGGAGACUCGAGGGUGGACAACGCUGCCUUCUUGGACCGGGUCUGGGCGACCAUCAAGGACAAGUAUCAGACGGAGGCCUUGUCCCCCGACUCGCAACCUGCGGAGCCCGAGCAACGAGAACUACCCCCGGUACCCCUGGAGGAGGAAGAGGAGGAGGAAGAAGAGCAGGAGGAGGAGGAGGAAGAGGAACCGGAGGAGGAAGAGGAGCCGGAGGAGGCCCAGAUGCCAGGGGAGCAGCCCCCCCAGGAGGCCCCGCCCCCGGCCGCCAGCCCUACCCGGGAGGACCCCGCAUCCCAAAUGCCGCCAUACGAUGAUUACACCCAGAGCCUAAUCGAUGCUGCCCAGAAGGCCCGCAGUGAAUUCGAGGAGGCUGAGCGGUCGCUGAAGGACAUGCAGGAGACCAUCAGGAACCUGGAGCAGGAAAUUUCCUUCGACUUCGGGCCCAGCGGCGAGUUCUCUUACCUCUACAGCCAGUGCUAUGAACUCGCCACCAAUGAGUAUGUGUACCGGCUGUGCCCCUUCAAACUGGUCUCGCAGAAGCCCAAACACGGGGGCUCCCCCACCAGUCUCGGCACGUGGGGCUCAUGGGCCGGGCCUGAGCAUGACAGGUACAGCGCCAUGAAGUAUGAACAGGGCACCGGCUGCUGGCAGGGCCCCAACCGCUCCACCACCGUGCGGCUACUGUGCGGGAAGGAGACGGUGGUGACCAGCACCACGGAGCCCAGCCGUUGCGAGUACCUCAUGGAGCUGACGACGCCCGCCGCCUGCCCCGAAGUACCCCCUGAGCUACCUGGGGACGACCACGAUGAGCUCUGAGUUGCCUUGUAAAGAACCACAAGGCAUGGAACCAGCCAACACCCGGGUGCCAGAAGCUGUGUGGGGGACCCAGGCUCCUCCCUUUGGGGGCCGGACAGGGCAGAGGGCCAUUUCCUAGGCCCCCAUGGCCUCCAGUGAUGCAGUACAGGAGUACACAGCCCUCCCAGGACCCCUCUUCUGCUCACCCACACACACCCAGAGCACUGGCUCUGGAUGGGAUUGUGGGGACCUGUGACCUCAAAACAACUACUGUGAUUGGGACCUCAAAACAAUAAAUGUGAUUGGCUCCA